AGCUACAUUGUUCUUUUCAUUUUCCCCCAAUUUAUCCACAAUGUCGGAAAUAUGCUCAGGCCAUAACUCCAGCCGUUGUAUUUUUGAGCUGUCCAUUAAAGAUUUACAUCUCACGCUUAAUCAUGCUGUGGAUGUCGAUUUGGUAUGGAUUGCCGGUAACCAACGAAGUCAGACAGGAACAACUAUAAGUCUUACGCCUCACCGACGUUCACACAAAGUUAAUCAAAAACUGUUGAUUCACUACACCUUUUAUGAUGAUUCGGUAAACACAACUAAAUCAAUCAUUCAGGUAGUGGAAUCAAAACGAUACGUUAAACCCGUCACACUUGCUGAAUGCGAGCUAGAUUUAACAUCCAUCAUCAAUGAUAGAAUUGCAAGAGAUAUGUGUGUUCCACUAAAGACAAAACUUGAUCCUGAUGCGAGCUUGACGUUCUCUGUUAUGGUGACGAACUUUAUAUUUACAGGAAAUUCUACUAUACAUAGUACAUCCAUGUCGAUAUCUGGUGAUACCAUAUUGGGUGAUGAAGAAAGCAGUGAGGGUUCUGUUGUUAGCAGGGGAACUAGGACACACGUUCUCCACGGCAUGGGCAACUCUGAUAUAUACCGUACCAUCAAUAAAAUGGCCACAAAACUCUCUCACAUAGAAAACGAGAUAAAAUGCAAGACAUUGAAGUUAAACAAAAUCAAUAGACAAAAUUUGGAUGAGGUUAAUGGAAUUCGAUCACGUUUGGAAUACCACAUUUCACAAAAGGACAAACAGAUUCGCAUUCUUACUGCUCAGUUAGAUGAAAUGCACACCGCUCUUGCAUUAUCUCAUGAACGUGAACUGAGAAGUGUCAACAAAGGACCUGGUUAUGGCGAUUUUAGUGUGCAUUAUGAUGUAGAUUCCAGGAAAGGCACCAACUCAGAGAUGGAUGCUUCUAUGCGCCUGUACAGGAACCAAACCUGUAUUAGUAAAAACAGCAUACCGUUGAGAUCUAAUUUGGCAUUUGACCGUCGUUCACAUACAAUGGAUAAGGGUCUUGGCGGUUUAAAAACAACAAAUGUAUCAACCAGAAACACUAUGGAAGCCCGUGCACAUGGUGAUAAGAUAGUUUCAGGAAUGCAUAACGAAUAUUACACAGGAUUUUCUCCUGAGUUGGAACCCUCUCCUGUACCAUAUGAUAUUGCAAAUUCCAACAGAAUAAUGAACAAGACUCAUAGUAAUAAAGAACCGAAAGGCAUACCAUCCAAUUUAGCACAUCCGAGUAAGCAUAUUGUCCCAUUAGCGUGGGUAAAGGGGUCGAUAUCUAACGGGGGUAAAGCUUCUUUAGAGAGCGGUGCUAAUAUGGUUAGAAAUAACCGCAGUCUUCAACCAGACUCAAAGCUUACUCACACUUUGCGUACUCCUGGUACCACCGUUCUUCCUUUAGGAACAGCGCCUACACUAGUUCACCGACAUUGUUUGCCCGUAACCAAGAACGAAGAUAUGGAUAAGACAGCAUCACAGUUGAAUAACCUAGGUCAAUCAGUAAAACCUCCGGCCAUUAAAACACUUGGUUUGUUUGCAUUGUUAUAUAUCAUAAAUAUUUUAGAAACCCAGAAUGCAUCUAAAGCUGUUUCAAGCAUGGUAACAGCAAAUGAAGAUGAUACAAAUGCCAAAAUUGCAAUUCUUGAACGUGACUUAAUAACGACUAAGGUGGCACUUGCAGACAGCGAAACACAGCGUGACAUAGAAAUCGCAAAAAUACUCAAAUCAAAGGCCAGUACAUAAUUUAUAUACAUAAAAUUUUACUACAAACAUUUAAU
Babesia bovis T2Bo is the source of this 1788-nucleotide messenger RNA. RefSeq names its product N-terminal C2 in EEIG1 and EHBP1 proteins family protein. The transcript is spliced from 6 exons. NCBI's taxonomy places the organism in Eukaryota, Apicomplexa, Aconoidasida, Piroplasmida, Babesiidae. Bases 41 to 1753 code for a protein of 570 amino acids. The record is from RefSeq and is a predicted model, not a curated record.